UUAAUUACCAAAAGGGAAAGCCACAUUCUUUGUCCAAGGUAAACUGUCACUUAGACAUAUGGAUUUGAAAGUUGUUUAACUUUAUGACCUCAUGUUUGGUGCAGACUAAAAAUAGUACCACUGCAGCUCAGGAGAAAUGCAUCACACACCUGUUACUGUAUCAUUUUUGUGUUAAUCUCCCUGUAAUUGUUUUAUCCUAUCCUGUCUUUAGAUACAUGGGAAUGCGAAGUAGUCUUCCCUUGCCAUCCUGGAAAGUUAUUUCAACUCAAAUAAUAUUCUACUUCAUCCUGGAGGACUCUGUAUCCUAUUGGGGGCAUAGGAUUUUACAUACAAAAUGGCUCUACAAGCAUGUUCACAGUGUCCAUCAUGAGUAUGCAACGCCAAUGGUGACUUCUGAAUAUGCUCAUCCGGCUGAGAUUUUCUUCCUUGGAUUUGCUACAAUAAUUGGUCCUGCAGUCACUGGUCCCCAUCUGAUUACACUAUGGCUAUGGAUGGUACUUAGAGUCAUCGAGACAAUUGAAGCGCAUUGUGGUUUUCAUUUCCCAUGGAGUCUCUCAAACUUCUUGCCUGUAUAUGGGGGGGCUGAUUUUCACGACUACCAUCACCGGCUGCUAUAUACCAAGUCUGGCAACAUUUAUUUACAUGUGUUACGAAAGGAAAGAGAGAGAGUUUCUAAUGUGCUGUCAUAUAUUAUAUCAAACUCUCAUAGGAAUAGAAAAUAUAAAGCCCUAUAA
Messenger RNA from Ipomoea nil (Japanese morning glory), 734 nucleotides. RefSeq names its product methylsterol monooxygenase 2-2-like. Gene Ontology annotation, molecular function: iron ion binding; C-4 methylsterol oxidase activity. The record is from RefSeq and is a predicted model, not a curated record. NCBI's taxonomy places the organism in Eukaryota, Viridiplantae, Streptophyta, Magnoliopsida, Solanales, Convolvulaceae. The transcript has 4 exons. Gene Ontology annotation, biological process: 4-alpha-methyl-delta7-sterol oxidation; sterol biosynthetic process. Bases 84 to 734 code for a protein of 216 amino acids.